AUGUAUUAUCCAUAUGACUUUGAAGAAUCAGAAGAGAACGUGUCAGAGCCUGUUUCUGUUUCAGACGAUGAUGUAGAUGUCUACCAAGACGAAUUGUUUGCUAAUCAUUUUUAUCAUACUCCAAGUCACUCAAUCUCAUCAAAGAAUGAAGAUGAGGAAGAAGAAGAUGAUGUGAUUGAUCAAAGCAGAAUAUUUAACUAUGCAGAAGUCAAAGUAUUUUUGGAUGAAGUUAUUUGUCCAAUAUGUUGUCAAAUAAUAGUUAAUCCGAGGGUAUGUAAAGAAUGCGAUCAAAGCUUUUGUGGUAGAUGUAUUGAAAAAUGGUUUUAAAAUUCAAAUCAAUAAUGUCCAUGUUGUCGAAAGAGUAAAAUCUCUCACAGUAAUGCUUAUUAAAAUUUAGGGAUUAUGGAAGGAAAAGUACCAAAAGUACUACUCAAAUUAUUAAGUAAAUUACUUUUAACAUGCAGAUAUAGUCAAGAUGGCUGUGAAGAAAUUAUCACUUAUGACUUUCGUGAGAAACACGAGAAUAAUUAUUGUUAAUAUUAGCAAUUAGAUUGUCCAAAUUAAGGGUGUGAGGAGAUUAUGUUUCGUAAGGAUCUUGAAGAUCACUAUUUGGAAUGUUAAUAUGGGAGUGUUCAAUGUAAAUAUUGUUCAGAGGAUAAACUAAGAAUGGAAAUAGAAUCGCAUUUAUAUGAAUGUCCAUGUAGACCUAUUUUAUGCGAAUGGUGUCAAGAAAAGCAAUAAGCUAUUGAAUUUAAUGAACAUCUUGAGUUAUGUGAAUUUAAGGACAUCUUUUGUUAAUAUUGCAAGAAGAAAUACAAAAGAUAUGAUAUGAAAAUACAUACUCCCAUCUUUUGUUUGAAUAAUCUUUAUGAGAAUUCUCUUGAGUUACUUUAAUAAAAAGAUGAAAGGAUUUUUGAAUUACAAAAAUAAAUUGAGUAUUUGAAGUCCAGUAAACUAAUGGAAUAGUCAGAUUUAAAUUAAUCAACCUAUGAGGUCUUGAGUGAGAAAUACAAAUAAGAUUUUGAGGAGGACGUCGAAGAAGUCAUAGAGGAAGAUAUUCAAAUCGAAGAGAGUGAUUAAGAAUUAGAGUAAUAACUCGAUAAAGCCAACUAGAACCAACUAUCUCAAGAAAACUAUGAAAAUUUAGACAAACGAUUCUUGAAAGAAGGUAAAUAGGCUGUUGUUGAAAUUCAACCUUUUAAGAAUGAAAGUAUGUCUACUCGUGAUGAUUAACUGAAUAACCUUUGGUAUUGCUCAGAUGUUGAAAUUAAUUAAAUGAUUGAUUUUUUUAAUAUAUGA
This is a messenger RNA of Paramecium tetraurelia, 1299 nucleotides long. RefSeq lists its product as uncharacterized. The record is from RefSeq and is a predicted model, not a curated record. The transcript is spliced from 4 exons. Gene Ontology annotation, molecular function: zinc ion binding. NCBI's taxonomy places the organism in Eukaryota, Ciliophora, Oligohymenophorea, Peniculida, Parameciidae.